AGGAGGAGGUCCGUCCGUUGAUGGAGAAGUGGGACAACACUGGAUGUACCCUCAUCACAGAUGGGUGCACCCAUCGCGGGUUCAGGCCCGUAAUGAACUUCCUAGCGGCAGGCGAGGGCGGGGCUGCGCUGUUGAAGGUGGUGGACAUGUCGAAGAGGAAAAAGACUGCAGUUGAUCUUGCGAAGAUCAGGGAGGGGGUCGUCAGGGAGAUCGGGGUUCAAACAGUCAAUCCAAUCUGCACGGAUAACGUAGAGGUCAACAAGCAAGCUGCACGAAUUUUGAGGAGGCGAACAAAUUUUCGAAUUGUCCGCAUUCCUUGGGUUCCUUGUGCAGCACACUGCUUGAACAUGCUGCUGAAGGACAUUUGUGGAGUGGACUGGGUGCAGGAAGUUGCGCAGAGGGCGAAGAUGAUGGUGAAGUUCAUUAAGAACCACCACCGCACUGUGCCCCUCUACAGCAAGUGUUCAGACUUGGUGAGGGAGAGGUCGCUGAUUCUCCCCACAGAGGUGUGGUUCGCAUCCAAGUUCAUGAUGCUCGCGCGGUUGAAGGACAGAAGGAAGGUAUUGGAGGAGAUGAUGGAGGAAGGUUGGAACGACAUCAGGUGGAGCGGAGCAAAGGACAGAGGCAAAUCCCAAGCCACGUACGUCACGGUCGUCACCACGAAAUGGUGGCAGCUAUUGAACAGGGCUGUGACAGCCUUCCACAGGGAGCCCACAGAAGAAAUGAAGCACAAGCGGGCAGAGGAGGCAAAAAAGAAGAGGGAAGAGGCUCGAAAGAAGGGGGAAGAGCCUCUUAAUAAAGAGGAGGAGGAAGAGAGCUUCUGGACAAAGUUCGCGAAGUUCGACAGCAGGCUUUUGCAGCUGACUGCAUCCGAAUGGUGCAGCACUUAUGGCGGAAGCCACAGGAAAUUGCAGGAGAUUGCAGUGAGGGUCACCGCCAUGUGGAGCAUGGCCACCCCAUGCGAGAGAAAUUGGUCGUCGUUGGAUCUUGUUCACAGCAAGCGGAGAAACACGUUGGGUAGUGGGACCGUUGAGAAACUCGUCGACGUUCAUCGGAACAGACAACUACAAAAGGUGAAGAUGACAAAAAGGGGGGGUUAUAUUGACUUKUGGGCCAGCUGCUUCGAUGAAGCGGAAGCUCCAUCGUCCGAAGACCCCGCUGUCCUCCCUGCCACGACACCAAGCGUUUACCCUUCUGAUAACGAGGCAGCGCGGAUGAUUCGCCUGAGAAAGGCGCCCAAAGGGAGGGUCCCAAGGAUGAAGGGAGUGGAURAUUCGAGCUCCUCUGAUAGCAGUGACGAUGGGGAGGACCUUAUCUGGAGGGGAAAGAGACAGAAGACACAAAAGCAGCAACAGCUUGAGGACCUCAACGAGAUGCAACUGCUUGAUGAUGAUGUCGAGGGCGGUUAUGAAAAAGGGGAUGAGGCGGAUGGGGAGGAGGACGAGGAGGGGGAAGAGGAGRAGGAGGGGGAGGACGAGGAUGAGGAAGAGGAGGAGAAGGUGGAGUUUGGCCUGCGUCCGCCUCGAGAGAGUGACGAGUCAGACAACAGUGACGACGACAACAUCGAUGAGGAGCUCACAUUGAGGGCGGAUGCGGCGCACUUGGACGAUGACGCAGAGUUCUUGGAGUCAAUGGGCCCCGCCUUCGUAAAUGUUGAUAGCGAGGAUGAGCGUGCUAGAGCACAGGCGCAGACCUUGGCCCACAGAGACCGGCCUCUCAUUGAACAAUGGAUGUAGCAAGAGGCUGCAAAGCGUGUGGUAGUUCCUGCUGCUUGAAGGAGGAAGACGGGGUCGACAGUUGCAGCGGGAGCAUUGGGAGAAGGGGAAGAGCUAGGGAACACAAUAAAGAGACUACAAGAAG
Messenger RNA from Chara braunii, 1860 nucleotides. The record is from the annotation of a GenBank genome assembly. Lineage: Eukaryota; Viridiplantae; Streptophyta; Charophyceae; Charales; Characeae.